Brassicogethes aeneus is the source of this 2450-nucleotide messenger RNA. The record is from the annotation of a GenBank genome assembly. Lineage: Eukaryota; Metazoa; Arthropoda; Insecta; Coleoptera; Nitidulidae.
UGGCGCUGUUGUUAGUAAUCAGGCUGUCAAACCUAAGUUUUCAUUUAAUAUUUCCAUAUAAUUUUUAUGGAAAAUCCGUUUUCUUGAAUGUAAACACCUUUGAAAUUCGUUGAAAAAUUUAUUUAAUUGCACGCAGUCGUUAAAUUAGCCAAGUAUUCACAACUUAACCUACAAAAAAAGUCGCCAAGAUUUGAUAACUUUUGUGUUUUUCGUUUGUCAUUAAUAAUUUACGAUGAUUUCCUUAUAAUAUUUCCAAUUGGAUAUUGAUAAAUGCCUAUAAUAAUGUGGCCCUCAUUGGUGGAUAUGUCCAAAGAGGAAUCUUUCCAAUAUUUAAGGCAUUUAGAACUUGAAGCAUAUUCACACUUGGUAUCCGCACUUAGAGCUCAAGGUUCUCUAAAUGCAGAAAAAAAGAAACUACUUAAGGAAUCCAGUUUGCUUUUAAACAUCACACAAGAAAGGCACAAUGCUGAGAUUAGAAGGGCCAUCAGCGAUGAAAAGUUAAACACAGUUGCUUACCAUAUAAAUGGUCAAGGUGAAUCGCUAGAUGAUUGGGCACAAGAGGGUCGUAGAUUGAUCCCGAUGCUGCCGAGAAUGGCUCCACAAACUGCCUACACAUCGAUUGCCGAUGAAGUGGCGGAUAAUGCCGCCCAAAAUAACAAACAGCUGCCAUCUCCAUCGGCAACGGAACGCAAAAGAACCAUUAACAUUGCCACUUCGAGUGUUCUGCCUGAAGGUAGUAGUAAAACUUCGUUUCGUAUUCCUGAGCCUCCGAAGUUUGACGAGGCAAAAAAGAGGAAGUUGUCUAUCUCGGAGAAUAGCAGCUGCUUGGCGCAGCACCUCUUGGGACCAUCUAAGACCAGUAGAAUUCAACAAUUAUAUAGACAAAGAACAAAGAUCAAAUCCAAAGAACAGUACCAGUACAAAUUGAAGGACCAGCAGGAACAGCAGCAACAGCAGGCGCCUUCGAUAAAGCAGCAAUACUCGAACCCGUCGUCGAGCCAUCCGAAGAUAAACGUGCUGCAAAACAUCAGCCUGCAACCGCCCACCUUGGCAUCGGACGAAUCCGGCGAGCAAUCGGACGCCCCCAAGCAAAACGAACUAAUCCAAGCGACCGUUUCCAACGAGAACCAGGCGCCCAGGAACAAGAUCCUGACCAACUUGAAGGCGGGCAACGUGACGCUGAAGCAGAUCACGUGUCCGAUGCCGGGUUCGAGCAACGAGGCGGUGCCGAAGUCGGUGAAGAUGUGCCCGGCCAAAAAGGCGAUCUCCAAAACCAUGUCGGGCGGGCAGAAGUUGAUCGUCGUGUCGAACGCCCAAACGAUACCGUCGAGCAGUAUUCUACAGCGCACGCUAAGUAUUCCGUUCGUGAAGAACAUAUCGGUCAAGAACUUCGAAAAGUUUAAAAUCGUGACCAGCACUUCUUCUAACGCGGCGCAAGUUUCCACUGCCAACUCCAACACCACCAACUCGGUAAAACACAAAGUGGUGACGGUGCGUACUAACUCUUCGACGUCGAAAAAAGUGAUACCGCUCUCUCAGCUGCAAGUAUUAAACUCGAAAGGCAACAUCAAGGUGCUGCCUCUUGGCGGUAAAAUAGUCGGAAAAUCCGUCACGUCCACCACAUCUUCGCCACUGUACAUCAUGAACACGAUGGGCAACGUGCAGACCAUCGCUAAGAGUCUCACCAUGCCAACCAUGAUCACCACCAAAAGUAAGGAGGCGCCCAACACUAGCGUCUCCUUUGUAGAAACUUCAGAAAAAUUAUUAAACAAUUCCGAAGAAGAAAAAACGAUUAUUGAGGAAAUCGUCAAAGUUCCUGUUGUGAUUAAAGAAGAAACGGAACAAGAAGAUUACGAUUCAAAGAUUGAAGAGUUUCAUAUUACGCAAACGGUAGUUAAGGAGGAAAAUAAUCUAGAUAAAACUGAAUUUGUUACGGAAGACGUUGUUAAAGAUGAAAUUGUUAAAGAUAAAGUCACCAAUGGCGAGACUGAAGAUUUAGAGAUUAAGAGUGUAGUUAAUGAAGGAGAUAUUAGUAAAGAUCCAUUUGUAUUUAAAACUAAGGAAUGUGCCAAUAUGGAAGUUGAAGAGUUUGAUGCGAAAUUCGAUGGUAUUGAUAACGGUUCGAUAGUAAUAAAAAAGUAAAUUAAAAUUGAUUUACUGUGUACUGGCUGUAAAUACGAAUGUUAAAUGUAAUUGAACCGAUUAUAGUUAUUAUUUUUGGAAAUUUAUUUUCGAAAAUCCAUAAAUAGCGGUAAUUGAAAGGAAUCUAAAUGUUAGAGUUUUGCUCAAUGCGAUUUUUUAUUUAUGUGUUUGAUUUUUGUCAAAUUAUUUAUUUUAUAAUUUAAAAAAUGUUUUUUAUAAAAAUUAAUUUGUAAAUAGUUAUAUAUGAAGAGGAUAAAUAUAUUCUUUAAUGAAAAUAAUACCUUAAUAGGUAUUGUGACAAGGAAAAA